GCUGGGCUUCCCCAUAAUCACCCAGUGAACGAUAGGGCAAUGCGAGCUUCGCCAUCUUCUUCGCGGUUUACGAGAGUUUGAUUUCGGCGAACUGUCCCUUGAUAUAUGCAUUUUCUGCUAUCAAAAUCAGACACUGAUCGAAUUAACGAUGCUACCGCCCUCGUCACCCAUCGCAUUCCCCUCCAGCCCUCCCCCCCCAACCGCAAAACGACCUCGCGACUCCGAUGGCACAAAGUCCGCAAAACCCCGUGCUCUGGGUGGCUUCCUUGCCGACGAUGACUCCGAAUCCGACGACAAUGACAAGGUUUCUCUGGAACGAUCCCGUAAGCGACGAAUGCUACAGCACGAUAUCCAGACAGAUACCCAGACAACCGAGCCCCCGCUUCUCAGCCAGCUAGCGAUCGAUGAAGACCCCGAGGAAGAAACCGAACGUUACGAGCGCCUAUUCGGCACAAGGACAACAGCCUCGGCACUCCCUGCGACUCUGCUCAGCGACUUCCUCAACACACCGUCCUACCGCAUCUCGACAUGUUCCGGCAAAUCCAUUCCUCUCCGGGAGCGCAAACCGACAACACCAGUCUCCUACGAGACAAUGGUAGCAGCAAGAUCGCGCACAAAAGAAGGCCGAGCCAAAAAGAGCUAUUACGGAAUUGACAUCCACGAACUUAUCGACAACGCAACAAAGGAGAUUGCCGAGGCGCACAAAGUGGCCGCCACGGCUCCCAUCACCCCUCCAACAAACCCAGACAGACCUGUGCGAUCGGUCGAAGAACACACAACAAACACCAAGAAGCAGAAAAAGAGCCUAUUAUGGACAGAAAAAUACCGUGCCCGAACAUUCAUGGACCUCGUCGGCGAUGACUUGACCAACAGGCAGGUGCUUCGCUGGCUAAAGCGAUGGGAUCCAAUAGUAUUUCCACAUUCGGUGAAAAGUAAGCCUACACGGCGACGUGGCGUACAAGGGCAACAGCAGCAGCAGCCAGAGGAGGAAAAACCACACCGGAAAAUCCUCAUGUUGACGGGCCCGCCGGGUUUGGGGAAAACGACACUAGCACACGUAUGCGCGCGACAAGCCGGCUAUGAGGUUUUGGAGAUCAAUGCCAGUGACGACCGAAGCAAGGAUGUGGUCAAAGGGCGCAUCCGGACAAGUCUCGGAACGGAGUCAGUCAAGACGGUAGAAAACAAGAAGCCCGAGACGGGCAAACAGCAGAAGAUCGCUCGACCGGUAUGUGUGGUAGUUGAUGAAGUCGAUGGUGUCGUUAGUGGCUCGGGAGGGUCUGGCGAGGGCGGUUUCGUCAAAGCCUUGAUCGACCUGGUGCUCCUUGACCAAAAAAACAGUUCUGGGGCCGGGGCCUCUUCUGCCGCUGGCCGGAAAAAGAAGAAGGGGGAUGACUUCAGACAGAUGAGACCUCUUAUCCUGAUCUGUAACGAUGUUUAUCACCCAUCGCUUCGGCCGCUACGCCAAUCAGGCCUUGCUGAAAUCAUUCAUGUAGGCAAGCCCUCUGUAGAGGCAGUGGUCACUCGUCUCAAGACAGUCUUUGAGAAGGAGGGUAUCCCAUGCGAAAAGGAUGCUGCGCGCAAGCUCUGUGAGGCCGCAUGGGGAAUGACCAGUGGUAUCGAUGCCAAGCGAGGAGCCGAGGGCAAUGCCGAGGGUGAUCUCCGCGGCAUUAUGGUCGUAGGAGAGUGGGUUGCCGGCAGGUUACGCGCAACCAUUACCAGCACGCCGGUUCUUACAAGGCAGUGGAUUGACCAGAACAUCGUCCACGAUCUCGCUCACGGUGGUGGAGGUGCCCGCGGUCUAGGUCGCGGUGGCGUCAAAGAGAUUGUGAACCGUAUUUUCCAGGAAGGCGGUGGCUUCCCCACGCCACUUCUAUCACAAGCUGAGCAGCCAAAGUAUGCAAAGCACGAACAACCACAGACACAGCUCGGUUUUUCAGAGCAGCGGAAGAAGUACGCCAUGGCGCGGUUAAGGGAGAUGAUUGACACGAGCGGCGAGGUCGACCGUAUCAUGACCGAGAUCUUCAGCGAGUAUCCCAACCGCGAGUUCAAUGACGACUCCUUCCUCACCAAGCCUGACUCGGCGUAUGAGUGGAUGCACUUCCACGAUACAUGUUCAACGAGGCUGUACUCCAGCCAGGAAUGGGAGCUAGGCCAAUACAUCUCCCAGCCACCGUUAGCAUGUCAUCACUUGUUCGCCUCCCCUAAACGACAUCAGCCUCAGAACACCGAAAGGAAAUGGGGUGACAUGAUGGAAGAAGCCGAAGCACCUCCGUUGCCCUUUAGCGGUCCAAGAGCAAACUUUGAGGCACACGAGGCCGAGAAGGUGAACAGAGCAGCGUUGCAGGGACUACAAGGGCAACUACCUCCUAGUCUUUACCGUCUGUUCCGUAGCCCCGAGGAUAUCUCCACGUAUUUCCUGCCAUAUCUGGUCCGUCUGGUGUCUCCCGAUGUGAAGCCCGUCGUAGUCGGUGGCAGCGACAAGAGCGGGGCGGUAGCGAGUGUGAGGAGGGAAGGCGAGAAGGCUAUGGUCAGGAGAGCGGCUCAAAUACUAGCUGAGGUUGGCGUCGCUUUGCAAAAGGGCAAGAUUGAGCCGGAUCCAGCAGUUGGGCAACAGUACCGGACACAAUGGGUUUAUCGCAUGGAACCAGACCUCGACACGCUCGCAACCUUUGAGACAGCGGGCGCCCUCGUCCUAGCCUCCCAAGCGCCAACGCGAUAUGCAGUCCGCCAAGUUCUAGACCAAGAGCUGCAAAAGACCAUCGCAAUACGCGAGAACGCCGCCAGGCAAGCGCGCAUGAACAACGGGCAGACUGCUAACUCUACCUUCAAGCCUCACGCGGCUGCUGCUCCUUUCAACGCCAUGGACUUUAACGCUAACAAGGAAAAUACGGCAAUGGUGGCCGAUCAAAAGGAAGUUAAAAGAGACUUCUUUGGCCGUGUGAUUGUGUUGGGUGAGAAGAAGGGGAAUGCUACCGCUGCCGCUGCCGCUGGCGGGGGCGAUGGUAAGGAAAGCAAGAGGAAGGGGAGAAGCGACGUGGCUGGUGAUGAGAAGGACAUCAGGGUGUGGGUCACCUAUCACGAAGGGAUCAAUAAUGCUGUUCGGAAACCGAUCUCGUUGGAGGAGUUCAUGAGAGGGUUCUGAUGUUAUUGGGUUUGCGCUUCUUGGAGAGGGUCGCUGUCCGCUGCCCCUUUAGAUCAACUACACGACAUGCUGUGGUUGACAGGUAGUAUUCUUAGCAAUGCAGACGCGCUGGCAUUCCCUUCUUGGAUCUCUCUUCUCCUCUCCUUUCAUCAGCUGACGUGGUUUUGGGCUGGUAAGGCUGGAACCGAGUUGGGGCCCUUUUGGGUUGCUUUUUUGCUCUCUCGCAAUUUGUUUUUAUAAUUCCCUUUUCC
Molecule: messenger RNA, 3393 nt
Organism: Neurospora crassa OR74A
Lineage: Eukaryota; Fungi; Ascomycota; Sordariomycetes; Sordariales; Sordariaceae
Product: chromosome transmission fidelity protein 18
Exons: 2
Coding region: 149-3142 (997 amino acids)
Cellular component (GO): nucleus
Molecular function (GO): DNA binding; ATP binding; ATP hydrolysis activity
Source: RefSeq, a predicted model, not a curated record